Molecule: messenger RNA, 3372 nt
Organism: Penaeus indicus
Lineage: Eukaryota; Metazoa; Arthropoda; Malacostraca; Decapoda; Penaeidae
Product: cytadherence high molecular weight protein 1-like
Exons: 4
Coding region: 40-1311 (423 amino acids)
Source: RefSeq, a predicted model, not a curated record
UCUGUCAGGCGCUGUACGUUCGUUUCUCCGUCCGGCGUUAUGAGGCUGAUCGUGGUGGCCGUGGUGUGCGCCGUGGGCAUGGCUCGGCCGAAGGUGCCCAGCAAAUCGCAGCUGAUCUACGUGCCCGAGUACCAGCCUGAGAACGCGAAGGAGGCGGCCGAGGCCCCGCCCCGCCAGGACUACGAGAGGACGCCGGCGCCCCUUCCUCAGCAGCACCAGCAGGAUCCUUCGCCGUCCAAGUCCGCCCCCGAGAUCGUGCCCAUCCUGAAGGACCUGAGGGCGUCCCCCGAGCGAGGCGUCUACAACAUGGCCAUCGAGACGGGCAACGGCAUCAAGGUGCUGCAGCAGGUGGCGGGGAACCACGAGGGAUCCAAGACCAAGGGCGCCUACUACUUCACCCACCCUGACGGCACGGUGCACAAGGUGACGUACGUGGCCGACGAGAACGGCUUCCGCCCGUCGUCGGACCUCCUCCCGGUGGCCCCCAAGAACCCUCACCCCAUCCCCCCCCAUGCCCUCGCCCAGAUCGAGAAGGCGCGGAUCGAGGACGAGCUCAGGCAGAUCGAGGGCGAGCGUCAGUACGAGGCUCGAGAGCAAGAGUACGAGGAGUAUGUUGCGCCGGAAGAGGGUCGUUUCGAGGAGCAGUACGAGGUGCAGGGGACGCCGCAGACCCUCGAAGUCCAAGAUGAGUUUGAGUACGAGGAGGCCGCGGAGCACCAGUACGCCGGCGAGGCUUCGGAGAACUUCCCCGUGCAGUACGACCCCGAGGCGGCCGGCCAGGGGCCUCAGGAGACCCUGUAUUACCCAGUCCUUCCUCAGGAACAGGACCACUUCCCCGAGCAGGUCCCCGUGGCCGUACCCUCCGCCCAGCCGCAGGAGCAGGAGGUCAUUCAGAUCAACGACGUCCCCAUCUACAUCCCGGAGGAGUACCGCGACGCCCACGAGGACGUGCCCUUCACCGCCCACCUCGUCCCGACGCCCGCGCACGAGGAGGAGGUCGCCGCCACCCCGAUCGAAGGGGCGGACGAGGAGUACCUGCAGCCCCGGGAAGCAUCAGAGGGCAUCCCUCUAGGGCCACUGGAAUCCGAGGCCCUCAGAUCUGAACCUCUCCAAGCCACCCUUCACGCCCAGGCCGAGUCGGAGCCCGAUGCGCAGCCUGAGCCCCAGCCAGAACCUGAACCCGAGCCUGAACCCCUCGCGGAAGAGCGCAGCGCUGACGAAGGCGAAGAAGAGGAAGGGUACGACAUUCCCCACCAGGCGGCCUCCACUCUGAUGGCUGCCGUCAGCGCCGCUCAGCCCCAUGCCCAGUAGAAGCAGCAGGAAGGGCCCGCCGCUGUUACUCUGGCGGAGAGACUGCACAAGCAAUUCGUUUUUCAGAAAUCCACACGCGUACAUAUACACACACAUGCACGUAUACACUGGCACAAAGACAUGCACACACACACACACAUACAGGCACACGCACACAUACACAUAAGCACAUACAGACACAAACACACAAACAUAGAUAUACAGAUAUAGAUACACAGACAUAGAAACACACACACACACGCACACACACACACACACACACACACACAUACACAGACACGCAGACACACACACACACACACACACACACACACACACACACACACACACAUACACACACACGCAGACACACACACACACACACAUACACACACACUCACACACACACACACAUGCACAGACCUCACACGCGAACACACACAUAACCAUGCACACAUAAACACAUUCAGACCCAGACACACACACAUAUAGUCACACACAGACAAUGACGCAAACACACACACACGCACACACACACACACACACACACACACACACACACACACACACACACACACACACACACAAAAGCACGCAGGCAGGUCAUUCCAUAUAUUUCAACUUUACAUCGUAUUUGACCCCCCAAAUCAUCACAUUCAAACACUACACAAUUCCACACAUAUUGAAUAUCAGAAAUAUCACAACAUAUCUACAUUUACUCAAUCAUCAGCUAAGCAUUGAACAAAUUCAUCUCUUCAAGCAACACAUUAUUUACAAGGAAACCAACCUUCAUUGAAGUCAGAUUUGAACUCCAUUCAUUUCUCGUUAUAUAUUCUGAUCUAAACUAGCAACACCCUACACAUCAAAUACACUUCUUAUCAUACCACAAAUGCCCCGGAAGCAUACAGGAAGACAAGCAUGCACAGCCUUAUACAUUUUAGAGGUUGAACAUAUCUCAAUUACUCGCUUUAACAUACAUUUCAUAUCACACACAAGGACACUUACACAUCUAUCAAUAACACACUGCCAGAUCUUACAGUACACUAUUCAUGAAAUUCACUCACACCAUUCCCUUGAAAUAGUUUUUGAUAUUUUCAUUAUCACAGCUCCGGCGAAUACCCCAUUAUCAAUUCAUUUUUGUUAGUGUAAGCCAGCUCUCGAAUGGGCGAGUAGAUACUCUGAGAACUCAACACUUGGAUCUGGGAGAAGAAGUAUAUCACGUGGUUUAGGAAGACCAGGUAAGGCGUUCUCAACUCACGCCUCACACUUUGAGAGGAUUUUACUCUGCAGUAGGAAGAGAUCGACUCCUGUAACACGUAAGAUAUAUCGUAGGUCUUGUACACGGAAACUACCAUUUGGGAAAAAGUCACAUCCCCUACAGUACCAUACAGCACCCGAAAUGCACAUUUAGACACCUAAAUUCGAUCAUAGCUACACUACACUCAAGUUCCGACCCAAAUAUCUACAAAAAUACACAUCACAGUCAACGCAAAAGAUCUCAACAGAAUCCCGAAAUCGUCGAGUCUCGAGCGCUACGAUUCUUGCAAAUUCACCCAGCUGGCUCGUCCUCUACCCCCCCCCCCCCCCACACACGCCCCAUUCACACCCGAGACCGACAUUAAAAACCGUCUCUGCAUCUCUUCAGAUUCCCCCCGUGCCAUAGAUUAAAUUCGUUACGAAGUAUGUCCCCACCGGUCGCCUGUUAACAACUACUGUUCCUUGGUUAACACUACAUUAGUUUCGUUUCUGUAUUCGUUCAGUCACAGCUGUUCAAGUCCGCGUGUACGCAGCUGUUCGAUCACACCUGCUGCACCAAUAGACCCCCAGUGUUGCACCUAGAAUCAGUUAGAUUUAUGCCUUUCAAGGGACGCACAGGUCGGGCUGUCUUCCCUGAGUUCCUUGGAGGAUAUUAACUCGAUCUUCUUCAUUCGUAGUUUUAGGGUAAAAUGUUUUUCGUGUUAUCAUCUUUGUUUUUCUUUUGAGUGAACUUGGUUGUUCUGAUGGCGCUGGUCGCCGUUAUUGAUGAUUUCGUUUUAGUGUAUAUAUAUAUUGUUUUGUGUAAAUAAUCAGUUAAAGAUGAGC